AUGAGCAAAGACUGUAUUCCCCCUUUGAGAAAGGUGAACCCCAUCCAACGCCAGCAUGCCUGGUGCCAUGUAGGUCAUCCCAUUAUCGAAAAACCCCAAGUUGCAGUGGUGACACCAGCCAUGGAGCCAGCUAUUAUUGUGUACCGGUUGCCCUGGACCUGGAAGUGCAGCAAACUCCUAAUGAAGUUCAUACAUGCUGGACUAAAUACCAUAGCUAUGAUUCUUGCAAUUGUUUCUAUGGUAGCCGUGUUUGAAUUCCACAAUGCCAAGAACAUUCCUAACAUGUACAGCCUGCACAGCUGGAUUGGGCUGACUGCUGUUAUAUUUUAUUCUCUCCAGCUCUUCUUAGGUUUCGCUGUCUUUCUGCUCCCUUUUGCUCCAGUUCCUCUCCGAGCAGCUCUCAUGCCAAUACAUGUUUACUCAGGUCUUACCAUCUUUGCAACAGUGAUUGCAACAGCUCUCAUGGGAAUCACAGAAAAGCUUAUCUUUUCACUGAAAAAUCCUGCAUAUAGUGCAUUCCCACCAGAGGCAACUUUUGUCAACUGUCUUGGUCUUUUGCUUGUCAUAUUUGGUGCACUUAUUUUGUGGAUGGCAAGCCGGUCCCAUUGGAAGCGCCCCCCAGAAGAGAAUGCUAAAGUUUUGCGGCCCAUUGGAGAGACUCCUGAAGGCACAGAAGCAGAAUCCACCAUGACAGACGGCAGUAAUGCAGAUAAAUCUGAUCUGAGGAUCAAUAGUGAAGCAGCCAGAAAACAAAACCUCAAACUCGAUGAAGCAGGGCAACGAUCAACUAUGUAAAGAAACUACACAGAAUAACAGUACUAUUAUGCUGCCAAUACCCUCUGGUUCCUUCCAAUUUAGUUGUGUUGAUAUAUAAAUAGGUUGGGGUUUUAUGUAUGGCUUGCUCAA
Molecule: messenger RNA, 906 nt
Organism: Charadrius vociferus (killdeer)
Lineage: Eukaryota; Metazoa; Chordata; Aves; Charadriiformes; Charadriidae
Product: cytochrome b reductase 1
Exons: 4
Coding region: 1-795 (264 amino acids)
Cellular component (GO): lysosomal membrane
Molecular function (GO): oxidoreductase activity
Source: RefSeq, a predicted model, not a curated record